Messenger RNA from Lethenteron reissneri (Far Eastern brook lamprey), 1347 nucleotides. Its product is annotated as aldo-keto reductase family 1 member B7-like. The record is from RefSeq and is a predicted model, not a curated record. Gene Ontology annotation, molecular function: oxidoreductase activity. Lineage: Eukaryota; Metazoa; Chordata; Hyperoartia; Petromyzontiformes; Petromyzontidae.
GAUGAUAAAUAGCCAGGCAUGAACACGCAGCUGGCAGUGGAACACCACGCAGCCAGUAUAGUUUCCACGUGAAUUUACAACAAUGGCAGACGUCUCGACAGCAGCAGUGACCCUUUCCGAUGGUCACAACAUGCCUCUGCUUGGCCUGGGCACAUGGAAGUCCAAGCCACAGCAGGUCUGCAAGGCCGUAGAGGCGGCUAUCGAGGCGGGGUAUCGACACGUGGAUGGAGCCUACGUCUACCAAAAUGAGGAUGAGGUUGGGGCGGGUGUGCGUGCCUGCAUUGCCAAGGGCAUCGCCUCCCGAGACCAGCUAUUCAUUGUCAGCAAGCUCUGGGGCAAGUUUCAUGCCCCUGCCGAUGUGAAGAAGAGUUUUAUGAAGACACUGACCGACCUGGGGCUUGAUUACCUGGACCUCUAUCUCAUGCAUUCCCCCAUGGGCUAUCAGAACGUGGGAGAGGAAUUAUUUCCCGCAAAGGACGGCAGGUUUCUCUUCUCGGACGUUGAUUACCUGGACACCUGGAAGGCAAUGGAGGACCUGGUGAAAGAAGGUCUGGUUAAGUCCCUUGGCGUCUCCAACUUCAACAUCCCCCAGCUCAAACGACUGCUGUCCUCUGCUUCGAUCAAGCCUGUCGUCAAUCAGGUGGAGCUGCAUCCAUACAAUGCACAACCAAAGCUGGUCCAGUUUUGCAAGUCACAGGGCAUAGUGCUCACGGCUUACAGCCCCUUUGGCUCACCCGACCGUCCCAGUUUGGCUGCGGCGAAGAGCUCAAACGACAACGUGAAACUCGACAAAGACCCUGGAAAUCUUCUGCAAGAUCCAGUGGUUGCCGACAUCGCUAAGAAGCAUGGCAAGAGCAGUGGGCAGAUACUGCUCCGUUACCAUAUUGAGAACAAUAUCGUCGUGAUUCCAAAGAGCGUCACACCAGCCAACAUUAUCCAAAACAGCAAGGUCUUUGACUUCUCUCUGGACGAAGAGGACUUGAUCAAGCUGGCGCAGCUAGACCGAGGAUGGUCUUUGUCUAAUUCGCUCUUCAGCAAAGUGAAGGAUCACAAAUACUUCCCAGUGAACGAUGACUACCCAUCGUGCUAAUGGACAUACAUCUCAACUUCAGAGGCGGUCUCAGCUGAUGCCAAUUGAGUUUUUUUUAAUAGGGCCAGUGUUUUGCACCAAUUAAAUGUGCACAGCAUGAGCUUUGAACGCUUUGCAAAAGUGUGGCGGUAAUUUUUUAACGAAAUAACGCAGUGAUACAUCUCCUUUAUACACAGCGUUGGUGUUAUGCUAAAGUGUAAUCGCAAAAUAAAUCAAUGGACGUUAAUAUGAUACAAUAAAACAACAUUGAAUAUCAA